Anopheles coluzzii is the source of this 5035-nucleotide messenger RNA. RefSeq lists its product as uncharacterized. The transcript is spliced from 7 exons. Gene Ontology annotation, molecular function: serine-type endopeptidase activity. Bases 1428 to 3275 code for a protein of 615 amino acids. The record is from RefSeq and is a predicted model, not a curated record. Gene Ontology annotation, biological process: proteolysis. NCBI's taxonomy places the organism in Eukaryota, Metazoa, Arthropoda, Insecta, Diptera, Culicidae.
AUGAACCGUCGCUCUGCCAGUCAGAUCGCGUCCGUCAGCAGUAAAACAAACAGAAAACAUAUGCUCUCAUAAGCUUUCGACCUAUGCUGCUCCGCGAACCAGUUCCCGCUCACGUGUUGUGUAGUGUAGACUUUAAUUUAAUUCAUAGACCGAAUUUAAGUUCAGGGUAUUUUCUGAAACUCAUGUCAUAAAAGUAAGAUAGUGUGGUGAAUUAACUUAUGCUACUGUGAAGCUACUGAAAUAACAUUGUAAAGCUGGUGUUAAUGUGACAGUAGCAGCAUAUCCCCAAUAUUAAACGUGUAAUUCCAAAGAAGUUAUGAUGGUUUCAAUUAUGAUGGUGUUCAAAGAAAGAACGUAAGAUCGGCCAAAUUUGCAAUUUUGCUUGAGCAAAAAUCAAGCAAAUAAAAUACUACGUAAACACCGUUUGUGAGGAUUUCAAAUGCUAGAAAUCGUUUAAUUUGUGAUUUCUUGUAAUUGAAAUGCCACCGAGUAAUUGAAGCAAAGAGCCAUGGUUUAACUGUGAUUGAAUAUUAUUAUGUUUGUGAUACGUUAUUACGUGUCAUAGUUACCAGAAAAAGCAGCUGAUAAAUCAUAUAUUUGCGAUUGACUGCUCAUGUCUCCGAUUUUUUACUGGUGUCACGCAGAAUCAAGCAAAACUCGGAUACUUCAAGAUACACUGGAAUUGAUCAGUCUAACAAACGGUGCUUUCACGGAAAUUGCAUUGCACUACCAUCCAGAUUCUCCUGAAAACGACGAAUGCAAUAGCACACGACAUCUAGCUGUAAAAUGCUAUCAGAGAAUCACUUUAAGUUAUGUAAAUUUUAUGCAAAACAGUAACCAUUCCCGUGUUGCACUCAUCUGAAUCACAACGCUAUUCACAUAGUGAAAUUCGCGACACUAAAUAGGAGGUGAAAUGAAAACAAUAACAAUUUAAGAUACAAACACGCAAACGAUUAAAGUAGACUUGUCAUGCAAGCAAACAAAUCCGGAAGUCUACCCAUGAGGAAGUAAUGGUUGUUACGGAAACCAUCUGAACUGAGCACGAGAACGAAAAAUCACUGCCUCGAUUAGUACAUCAACAUGUGUUGUCAUGUAGCACCAGUUCAAACACGAUGAGAGCGGAUUUAAAGAAAAAUAAAACAAAGAAGACGAAAAAAGUGGAGAAAGUGAAUCUCAUAUCGUAAUCAUGCAACUGCAGAAGUAACAGAAUUUCUUCAAUUUCUUUAUGAAAACACUGGUCCAAAACUGUUACUGUAAUACAUUGUUACAAUCGUUUGCAAAUACAAGACAACAAAAAGCAUUAUAAAGGAUAUAAGAUCAGUCACAAAGAUUAACGAAAUCAAAAUGCAAACGUACUUUUACGAUCAACGUAACGACAAAGGAAAUUAUAUUCCGGUUUUGAAUGAAUAUAAUUAAUAAAAUUCUACAUGUUGCUAAAAGAAUUGUAUAAUCACGCAGCGAAUAAAUCGCGUCUCAAACUGGAUCUCAUUUCGGUGCAAGAUUUUAAAAUUAACUUUGCAGUCCCUUUCUUCGACGACUAUAGCAAUCGGCAGCAUCAAAAACAGCGGAUACAAAAAACACUCUCGGACAAAAGAAUCAUGCAAAAUGCACAAAAAAUGUGUAUAGUCUAUUUUCUGUUUGUCGUGGGUUUCGUUGGAGCAGAAAACAUGCUAUUUUCAGACUGUGGCGUUAGAACUUCACGUCGUCAGCCUCGUAGUAAUGCGUCUAAAUUAACAUCUAUCACCAACUCUACCUCUCCCAGUCUGACGCCGUUCGUCCGUAAUCCAAAAAUAAUGCACGGAACACCCACAGUUGAAGGUCAGUAUCCGUGGCAAGUAUCUUUGGAAUUGCUGCAUCCGUCCUACGGUUUUAUAGGACAUUGGUGUGGAGGAGUAUUGAUUGAUCGUAAUUGGGUUCUAUCUGCAGCUCAUUGCAUCCACAAUGAUUUGUUCAACCUUCCGCUUCCUGCUCUUUGGACAGUGCUUCUUGGAGAGUAUGACCGACGUUCCGAAUCUGGUUUUGAGCAACGCAUACCAGUAGAUAAAAUAAUUUUACACGAAAAAUAUCAAAACUUCAAGCACGAUCUUGUAUUGCUCAAAUUGGGAAAGUCGGCUAACACAUCCCCAAACUCACGAAUAAGAAAAAUAUGUCUUCCGUUUGCUGACUUUACGGUUAAUAGCAUGCCAUAUGAUGUACGACCAACUCAACAACUAAAACAGGAUGCCAAUUACAAACCGGGAUAUUACUUCGACGUGGAACAGAGUGACGAAUUAGAAACAGACUCUUUGUCACUAGACGAAGAAUCAGAUGCCGUUUCAGGGCCGGUCCCAUUCAGGGAUGACAAUUUUUUGAGACACUUCAAAAAAUUGUUUCAAGACGCAUCCUCUGAUGACCGAGUUGUACAUUCACGGACAGCAAAAUACCUGAUCAAUCAAUUGGUAGCGGGGCGGCUGCGAUCUCAUUUAACCAAUCGAACGAGUUCAGAUUUAGCAAAUGAUCAAACGGUGCUGAAGACAUCAAACAAUGCAUUAUCGGGUCGAUUAAGUGAGUCUAGAAGGUCUUCUAGGCGUCUUUUCUCCGUAGAUAUGUUCAAAGUAGACAAUACCCGUUCGCGGGUAGACAAGAAUGGAAAACGAUGGAUCAACCACCAAUUUUCAGGGAACUUCCUCUUUGUGAAAAAUGUACCACCCAACCGGCAUCAUCACCGAGAGAAUAUCAACAGCAAAUUCGGCAACAAUAGACGACGAAACGAUAAAUUUUCUCAUGCUCCAGUUUUCUAUCGCAAAGAUCCUAACUACCGAUCUGAGGACGCUAUCAAUCCCAUGCCUCCUGAAGGCAAUAUUCCGUUCGAAGAUUUCGCUUCUGUUGCUCAAACAGAUCAUGGAUCUCCUACAAAUGCAUUGCCUGAUACAUCACAGUAUGUGGAUUGCUUGGCAACAGGUUGGGGGAAAUCUACAAUCGAUGAUGAACUAACAGAUGUGUUAUUGCAAACACGGGCACCAAUUCAAAGCACUAAGAAGUGUGAAGAAGCAUAUGGAGAUUUUAUCAAACUACAUCGUGGUCAUCUUUGCGCUGGAAACCUAGAUGGAGCUGGCGGAACAUGUGUGGGAGACUCUGGAGGUCCAUUACAAUGUCGUAUCAGCAAGCGAGGUCCGUGGGUACUGGUUGGAAUAACAUCAUUUGGAUCCGGAUGCGCGUUCAAAAAUUAUCCUGAUGUAUACACAAAAAUUUCAUUCUACCGUCAAUGGAUAGUCGACACUAUCCAAAACAAUUAAACUGCGCACUUUUAAAUUUAAAUGUAAAGAAGCAAAUCGAUUGUGAUAUUAUUUUAGAUACGUUAUGAUGUAGAUUGGUGUAAAUUGAGAGAUUCAUAAGUUCAUAAUAAUCUAAUAUAUAAAUUCAACAGAAAACCAUUUAGUGCAACGUACAAAUUGUUAAUUUUUUAACAGCUCGCCCCUUAGAGCUAAAAAAACUUUGCUGGAAAUUUCAUACCGUCGUACUCUUCCAAAUUAAGUUGUCAUUAUAUACAUUGAUGAACUUACCAUAAUAUGACCAUUAUUUUCUCGACAAACUUCCCGUAUAUAUUAUUUAUAGACUUGAGACUUUCACAAUGCUGGAAAUCACAUACGCAUUUUGUUCUUAAACACAACUUUUCUCUGGAUUUACUGGCUGCAAAAAAAUAAAAAAUAAACUCGACUUUCGCAUUAAUACACAAUUUAGCGUCUAGCUGCAUUUUGCGAUACUCGCUACUUAAUAAUUUGCAAUUCAAAUUAUUAGAAUUUGUGAAAUAGCUCCUUACAUUUUUCUCACCUUAUACUAUUAUUUUAUCGAAUAUACAUUCUUCUUAAUUUCAUAAAAAAUCGCUUGUUUCAUAUGAUCUAUUUCAAGAAUUUUUUUGCUACUUUUGAAAACGAAAACGAAAAAUAAAAAAGCCUGUUUAUUAUUUUUACGAGUGCGACGAUAAUACACUGUUGCUUUUUACAAGCACAGCGAUAGUCAAAGAGCUUUUUCAGUCAUCAAUUUGUGUAACAUAACAUUACUUGUUUGUUAAGCAUUUUGAUAGUUAGCAUUUGUACGUUUUUUUAUAAUAUUUCUACUGUAUUCUAAAACAUCACCAACAAUUUUAACGGGGGCAGGAGAAAGGGGUAAUCAAGAAGCGAUAUUGCUCUUGCUUUAUUUUUUUGACUGAUCACACUUUUUUGUCCUCUGUUUUUGUCCUCAACCCUUUCACGACCAAGGGAAAUAUUUUUCCAUCCACAAAAAUCGUUUCCAAUCGUUCAUUUAUAAGAAAAACAAUACUUUUUAAACGAGACUUCAGAAUUAAAUGUAUAUCAAAGGUGGCAAAUGUCUUCUUGAACGAAUAAAUAAAGAAGAACUGUAAAACAAAUUUAACCAAAACCAAACAAUUCCAGGGAUGAGCUAGUAAUAUUUUGGAUGUAUAUUAGGUUUGAAUAAAUCAAAUAACUGUGUUUUAUCACGUGUUUUUAUUUGGAUGGUUAGUAUAAUUGUAUAGUAUAAUUAUGAUCAUUACAGGAUAAACUGCAGAAUAUUAGUACAACUAGUUAAUUUGACCCAGUAACAGGAUUAGGCAAUGUAAUUUUGGAGAUAAUUAAUAGAUUCAGAAUUCAGGCACAGGAUUCAGGCACAGGCUAGGUUGUUUGUAAAAACAACGCAAAUCCCAAGUGCCUCUUAUCUAAACUGUCGCUACUGAAGAUUCAAAUCGCUGCUGAAAAUUCUUACAAGGUUUCCCAAGAUUUAUUGGUUGGUUCCCAUAUUUUUUUGGUGUGUUCUUACGAUUCUUUUCCGAUUACCAGAAUUUUUUGGUUCAAUUGUAUUGAGAUCCAAUCGGACGAUACCAAUAAAUUAUGGGAACGAACCAAAAAUCUAUGGAAUAUGAUGACUAAGUCAUGAGACGAGCCCACAAAAUUAUGGGAACUGAUCAAUAAAUCGUGGGAAGUCCUGCAUGAGUAACAGGUGGUUAAAGAGAGACCCUGGUUCCAACCUCAAUAAAUAAAUAAAUAAAUAAAUAACCUCA